Archocentrus centrarchus (flier cichlid) is the source of this 3286-nucleotide messenger RNA. RefSeq names its product polymerase (DNA directed) kappa (gene polk). Lineage: Eukaryota; Metazoa; Chordata; Actinopteri; Cichliformes; Cichlidae. The transcript has 14 exons. Gene Ontology annotation, molecular function: DNA-directed DNA polymerase activity; damaged DNA binding. Gene Ontology annotation, cellular component: nucleus. Bases 250 to 2874 code for a protein of 874 amino acids. The record is from RefSeq and is a predicted model, not a curated record. Gene Ontology annotation, biological process: error-prone translesion synthesis.
CCUCUUUGGCUGAUGCCGUAUGUACGCGGAAGUGCCGCCCAAAAAACCCGCCGUCGUAACUGCUUUCAAAACACGUAGGGGCAUGUAUGUUACACUGCUGAGUGGCUUACAAUCAGGGUGGCUGUUACUUUUUUAGGCAGAAAUACUCACUGAUCUGAUCUAAAAAGAUCGCAGGGAUGUAGAGCUCUUCAGAAAACAGCCGAUAUCGUUACAACCCGAACUGUGCUGCCAGGAAGUAAAUCAUUUAGGAUGGAGAAUGGGGUGGCAUCUACAAAAGAAGAGGGUUUCCUCUCCAGAAUGGCCCUCAAUGACAACAAAGCUGGCAUGGAGGGUCUCGACAGAGACAAGAUCAACAAGAUCAUCAUGGAGACCUCCAAGGGAUCUAAGUUUUAUGAGAAUGAGCUAAAGAGAGAUCAGCAGGUGAACCAGCGCAUUGAGAAAAUGAUGCUACAGAAAGCACAGAUCACAGAGCAACAGUUAAAAAAAGCGCAAGCUCAGGUGGAAAAGGUGGCCGCAGCACUGGAGAAGAGUCGUGAUCUAAGCCGUGUGAUUGUACAUGUGGACAUGGAUGCUUUCUAUGCUGCUGUUGAAAUGAGAGACUGUCCUGAACUGAAGGACAAGCCCAUGGCUGUAGGAUCCAUGAGUAUGCUGUCGACCUCUAACUAUCAUGCCAGGAAAUAUGGGGUUCGAGCUGCCAUGCCUGGCUUCAUUGCAAAGAAACUUUGCCCCAAUUUAGUCAUUGUUCCAGCUAACUUUGAUAAGUACAGAGCUGUGAGUGGUGAGAUCCGGGAGAUUUUUGCAGACUAUGACCCGCACUUUCAGCCAAUGAGUCUGGAUGAAGCUUAUCUAGAUUUUACAGAACACGUGGAACAGAGGCAGCAUUGGCCAGAGUCGGCACGUACGCAUCGCUUCCGUGCCAGAGACAUCGCUGCAGGUGAGACAAAGACUGAGCUUUCCCAGGAAGCUGCGACAGAGGAGAGAGACCUGUCCCCUGUACUGUUUGAGGACAGCCCAGGCUCCUCUCCCAGCCUGAUGGGCCCUGAAGGUGUGUGUGCUCCUGGAGGUGAUGUCGAGGUGUUUGGGACAUCUGUUGAAGAGGCUGUGCGCGAGAUGCGCUUCCGCAUCGAACAGAAGACAAUGCUGACUGCCAGUGCAGGAAUUGCUCCAAACAUGAUGCUGGCUAAAGUGUGCAGUGACAAAAACAAACCCAAUGGCCAGUACAGACUCCCAUCUACCAGAGAGGCAGUGAUGGACUUCAUUCAGAAUCUGCCAGUUCGCAAAGUUUGUGGCAUAGGAAAGGUGAGUGAGAAGAUGCUGAACGCGUUGGGUGUCAGUACCUGUUCCCAUCUUAGCCAGAAGAUGGCGAUGCUGUCAUUGUUGUUCUCAGAGACAGCCUGGCAUCAUUUCCUGGAGGUUUCUCUGGGUCAGGGCUCCACAUAUAUACCCAGACAUGAAGAAAGAAAAAGCAUGAGCACAGAGAGGACAUUUAAAGAACUGAGUAAAGCCGAGGAGCAGUUGUCUUUGUGCAAGGAGCUCUGUGAAGACCUCGCAGACGACAUGAGGAAAGAGGGUCUGAAGGGUAAAACGGUAACACUGAAGCUUAAGAAUGUGAACUUCGAGGUGAAAACCAGGGCAAUGACGCUGCCGUAUGCUGUUGCUACAGUGGAUGAGAUCUUUGCUGUUGCUAAGGACCUGCUGAAAACGGAAAUAGAAAAUGAAAGCCCUCAGCCACUCAGACUGAGGCUCAUGGGUGUUCGAAUUUCUGCCUUUGUCAGUUUGGAUGACAAAAAGCCCCUGCAGAAGAGCAUCAUCGGCUUUCUUCAGACUGGCAAGACAGACGGCAGCAGUUCUUCCCAAGGGAUGCAUCAAAAACUGGGGAAUGAGCAUCUGUCCGAUCACUCCUUCCCAACCUCACUGCUUGUGUGCCCUCCAGUGGAACAGAAACACCAGAGACAAGACGACGUUCCCUGGCGGAGUAAGCAGAGGCAGUUAGAGGGGAGCCAGGCUGGUGUGGGACCGCAGCAGUCUUUCUUUCAAAUGGCUCAUGUUAGAAGACUGCAACUCCAGGCGGCAAAUGCAGCCACACAAAAUGAGGGGGACGGGGAAGACGCUUCAGUGAUUGCUAAAGCAGGGACUUCGGCAAAGGCAAACGAGAAUAAACGUUCAGUCCCUGAACUUUCAGAAAAUCCUACUCCUGUACAGGCGCAUGCAUCCACAUCAGCCUGUGCAGAGUCAGAAACCCUCACAUGUCCCGUGUGCUUCAGACAGGUGGAAACCACCGACCUGAACGUCUUCAACACGCAUAUAGACCAAUGUCUCAGUGAUGCCUCUCAAAAAACAAACCAUGGCACAGAGUCAGACACAGAGUCAGAGCUGGAUCCAAAGGAUGACCAUAAAGAAUGUGUAGCAGUGGACAAACUGAGGAGGGAGCACGAGGCUGAAGAGGAGAAGUCAAAAGUUCAUGCUCAGGAAGGCCAGUGCAGCGUAAAAAACAAUUCUGCUCCAAAGGUUUCGCUGAUUAAAGGCGACAACAAAACUGUGAUGUCACAAAAGCCUCAGCCAUCUAAUAGCAAAGGUCCCAUCUUCGUCUGCCCGGUAUGUCAGCUGACCCAGGACACUGAUGACCUCGCUGUCUUCAACCACCACGUUGACCUCUGCCUGAACCAGGAGGUCUUACAUGAGCUGGGGAGACAGACAUCAUCCUCCAUAAAUCUAUCUCCAGUUAAAAAUAGCAAGACUACAGACAGAGGACAUCUUCUGCCAAAGCAAGCAAGUAAAUGCAAAAGUAAAAGACGGGACACGCCUUCCUCUCCUCCAUCUAAAAAGGUUAAAAGCCUCGGUCCUUGCAACACCAUAGAUAAGUUCUUCAGGUGACAAUCAUUCAUGGACAGCAUCCAGCCUAAUGUGGAUGAACUGACAACGUUUUUCUGCAGAAAGUAAAAUGCUGCUCUUCUAUUCCCCUGCAGCAGGUUUUAUACAUCCUUAAAAUCACUGCACACAAAGCUCGUUAUUAAGAAGCUGAGCACUGCAAUAUAAUAAUAAUAACAGACAUACUAGGCAAUAUAUUAAAUGAAAGAUGAAGGUAAGUCUAAUGAAUGUUUUAAAUGCAUUCUUUAAUGGUCAGGGUAUUUUUCUUUUUUUUAAUUUAUCUUCAUUAAGUUAUUUUACUAUGAUAUUGUCAUAUUUGUAUUUCUGUGCCUCUGUUAUGUAUACCUUUUUAUAAUGAAGAAAAGAGAAUUUUUCUAUCAUCUAAAUUGUUGCAAUAAAUUAUUCUGCUGAAAUCUCA